AUGAAGUUCUCGCUUCAACUCUCGGCCUUGGCCCUCCUCAACACGGCCCUGGGCGCUACCCUCCACGGACGGACAGGCCCCCAGUUUGACAAAGGGCAGCCCGACAACGGCGCUGGAAAGGGCGGGCCUCUACUUGGGGGUACCAACAAGCAGAUCGAUAUCGACAACCAGGACAACCUUGGCCGUCAGUCCACUGACAAUGGCAUUGUCCCUAACCUGAAGUGGCGAUUCUCGGACUCCAAGGUCAGACUGUUCUACGGCGGUUGGCUUCGCGAGCAGGUCAUCCAGGAUUUGCCCCAGAGCCACGACAUCUCGGCCGCUCAGCAGCACCUCGACAAAGGUGGCAUCCGCGAGCUUCACUGGCACCGUGUCGCCGAGUGGGGCUUCGUCUAUGCUGGCUCCGUCCGCAUCUCUGUCGUCGACGAGUUCGGCAGAUACCAAGUUGAGACGCUCAACUAUGGUGACAUUUGGUACUUCCCCAAGGGUGUUGCCCACACUGUCCAGGGCCUGGAGGAUGAGAACGAGUUCCUCCUCGUCUUUGACGACGCCGACUUCGACAAAAUUGGCACCACCUUUAACGUUGACGAUUGGGUUGCCCACACCCCCCGCGAUGUCAUCGCCAAGAACUUUGGCCUUGACCCUGCCAUCUUCGACAAGGUCCCCAACCCGAACCCCAACAUUCUCAAUGGCACCGUCAGCACCAAGAACGUCACCGGCGGCCCCGCUGGUGAACUCAUUGGUGAUGCCUCAUUUGUCUACCGCACGCUGCAGCACGACCCCGAGCCGGUUCCCGGCAACGGCGGCACGUUCUACAAGAUUGACUCGACCAACUUCCCCGCCAGCAAGACCCUCGCCGCGACCUACGUCACUCUGAAGCCCGGUGGUCUGCGUGAGCUGCACUGGCACCCCAAUGCGGAGGAGUGGCUAUACUUCCACAAAGGAGAGGCUCGUGCCACCGUCUUCAUCGGCAAUGCUGCUUCGCGCACCUUUGACUUCAGCGCCGGUGAUACUGCGGCCUUCCCUGAUAACUCGGGCCAUUACAUCGAGAAUACUUCUGAGACCGAGGAUCUUGUCUGGAUUGAGAUUUACAAGUCUGACCGCGUCGCCGACAUCUCGCUGACCCAGUGGCUUGCUCUUACCCCGGCUGAUCUCGUUGCCCAGACUCUCAAGAUCCCUAUCGAGGUCGCUGAGCAGCUCCAGAAGGAGAAGCAGGUGCUACUUCCCUGA
Dichotomopilus funicola is the source of this 1227-nucleotide messenger RNA. Its product is annotated as oxalate decarboxylase. Gene Ontology annotation, cellular component: outer membrane-bounded periplasmic space. NCBI's taxonomy places the organism in Eukaryota, Fungi, Ascomycota, Sordariomycetes, Sordariales, Chaetomiaceae. The coding region runs from base 1 to 1227 and encodes 408 amino acids. Gene Ontology annotation, biological process: oxalate metabolic process. The transcript has 4 exons. The record is from RefSeq and is a predicted model, not a curated record.